Messenger RNA from Colletotrichum destructivum, 2436 nucleotides. RefSeq names its product Putative fatty acid desaturase domain-containing protein. Gene Ontology annotation, molecular function: oxidoreductase activity, acting on paired donors, with oxidation of a pair of donors resulting in the reduction of molecular oxygen to two molecules of water. Gene Ontology annotation, biological process: unsaturated fatty acid biosynthetic process. The coding region runs from base 639 to 2087 and encodes 482 amino acids. NCBI's taxonomy places the organism in Eukaryota, Fungi, Ascomycota, Sordariomycetes, Glomerellales, Glomerellaceae. The record is from RefSeq and is a predicted model, not a curated record. The transcript is spliced from 2 exons.
GUGGGAACCGAGGAACGGCACAAUUCCAUCAACCACGACCGAGCACGAAGCACCACCACCGACGGAAGGCCAAGGCCAACCACCAAGUAAGUACCAGCACCACAUAUUUUGCCUCCCAGAUACCAGACAUCACACUUGGCUUUACCUGCACACCACUUGUCACGGCGGGGAUCGCCUCAGUGCUUCACACCAUUCACCAUCCGUUACGGUACCUGACCGGCCACUUGCUACGAUUCUACAUGUGUACCUAGGUAGCUCCUUACCCACCUAGGUACUAGCUGUACGGAUUGUUUCCAACACCAACUACCCUACCUUCAGUUGACAACGGGUCCCGUCCCGGCGUUUGCUAACUAUUUUGUCUUGUCGCCUCCGCCACGACCCGAUACCGACCGCUGUCCUAUUUUUCUCUCCCCCCUGUGCUGCUUCAUUUAUUAGUCCCCUCCCUUCCUCUUCCUUCUGCCUUCGUCUUGUCUCCCCCCGCGACCCAAUCGGUAUCCCUUUCUGUCUUCCUCCAAGGGCCAGCAUUGGAACUCGUCCAUAGUUCCUGUUGAGUGUGAUUUUCGUCAACACCGAGGCCACCAUAUACAACAAACACUCGAUUUGUCCUCUAUACCAAGGCCAAAACACACACAUUAGCCAUGGCUUCCACCACCUCCUCGACGCCGGCGGCUCAGAACCCCGUCCUGCGCCGCACCGUCACCUCGACCACCACCGAGACGGACGCCUCGGUGCCCUCGACUGCCGUCGCCUCGCCCAUGGACUCUCCUCGUCCCUCGGCUUCCUCCACUUCCCUCUCCUCCAUGGCCUCUGACGAUGUCGCCCCCAAGUCGGCCAACUAUGGCAAGCUGUUCGACACGUACGGCAACGAGUUCACCCCUCCUGAUUUCACCAUCAAGGACAUCCACAACGCUAUUCCCAAGCACUGCUUCGAGCGUUCUGCCCUCAAGGGAUUCGGCUACAUCGCCCGGGACAUUCUCUGCCUCGCCACCACCUUCGCCAUCUGGUACAACUUUGUUACCCCCGAGUAUGUGCCCUCCAAGGCAGCUCGCGCUGGUCUUUGGGCCGUCUACACCGUUCUCCAGGGUCUUUUCGGCACCGGUCUUUGGGUCAUCGCCCACGAGUGCGGCCACCAGGCUUUCUCGCCCUCCAAGACGCUGAACCACACCGUUGGCUGGGUCCUCCACUCGGCUCUCCUCGUUCCCUACUUCAGCUGGCAGAUUUCUCACAGCAAGCACCACAAGGCCACUGGCCACAUGGAGCGCGAUAUGGUCUUCGUCCCUCGCACUCGCGAGCAGCACGCCAGCCGCGCCGGCCGCUUGGUCCACGAGGUCGCCGAGCUGACCGAGGAGACGCCCAUUUACACCUUCCUGAUGCUCAUCGCCCAGCAGCUCGUUGGCUGGCCCAACUACCUCAUGACCAACGUCACGGGUCACAACUUCCACGAGCGUCAGCGCGAGGGUCGUGGCAAGGGCAAGCACAACGGUUACGGUGGUGGUGUCAACCACUUCGAUCCCAGCAGCCCCAUUUUCGAGGCUAAGGACGCUAAGCUCAUCGUCAUGUCUGAUAUUGGCUUGGCCAUCACCAUCAGCAUCCUCACCCUUCUCGGAAACAAGUUCGGCUGGUCCAACCUCUUGGUGUGGUACUUCAUCCCCUACCUCUGGGUUAACCACUGGCUCGUGGCCAUCACCUUCCUCCAGCACACCGACCCUACCCUGCCUCACUACACCGCCGACCAGUGGAACUUCGUUCGCGGAGCCGCCGCCACUAUCGACCGCGAGAUGGGCUUCGUCGGGCGCCACCUCCUUCACGGCAUUGUCGAGACCCACGUUCUCCACCACUACAUCAGCACCAUCCCAUUCUACAACGCCGACGAGGCGUCUGAGGCUAUCAAGCCCGUCAUGGGCAAGCACUACCGUGCCGAUGUUCAAGAUGGUCCCGUUGGUUUCAUCAAGGCACUGUACAAGUCUGCGCGUAUGUGCCAGUGGGUUGAGCCCAGCGCCGAGGCUCAUGGCGAUGGCAAGGGCGUUUUGUUCUUCCGCAACCACAACGGCCUUGGCACCCCCCCUAUCAAGGGCGAGGUGUCGUAGAUGAUGGUUGGAAGAGAAAGAAAGUAAUGGCAGAGUCGUUUUAAGAGCCGGUCCGAGAUGGCCUCUUUCGCAUGCAUCGGUCCAGGAUCUAGACUAUCGUCCCGUCAACCUGUCCGAGUCCUGAACCUCGCUACGUUUCUUUAAUGCGCGGUCUUCCGCAGGAUGCCGUGGUAAUGCCCAGAUAGGGGCGCGGGUGUCAACAUGACCGGACAACGGGUAAGGAGCGUCGGGUUGAACGCUGGCAAGGCGUUAGCAUUUUUAUACCAGUAUCAAGUGGAUAGAAAAUCCAUAGAGACAAGACAAAGAGAAAGCAUGGAGCUGAAGCUUCUGGGCACCUUGGCCACGAACA